CGCGGCAAACCGGCAAACACAUAAGAACUAAGAAGAGAGAAACAAAAACCUCGUUCAGUAAGACGUGUUCACAAUAUUUGGAGUAUCAUAUCAAAAUUGUCGGCAAAAAUGGCAGAAAAUAUGGACGAUAUUUGUGAUAUUGAUGCCUUGGCAGACCUAUUGGAUGAAGACAAUGAGUUUCAACCAUCUUCUUCAGCUGCUGCUGCUCCUGAGUCAAGUGAGUCUGAUAUUCUUAAGAAAAAGUUGGAAGACAUGGAGAAACAGAUGGCUAUGCUGAAGGAUCAGCUGAAGCAACAAAAUGAUACCAAACCUACAGUACCUACAUUAAAAGACGUUGGUUUGGAUUUCAAAUCAACACCUGGUAAACAAAUACCUGUAAAACCAGAGGGCUCCAGUUUGGUACACACUCAAGAGUCUGAUAGCUCAGAAGAUGAGGAGGGAAAUCGAACUGUAAACAACUAUAAUGAAUUUGGACAGUUUGUCAAACAACGACUAGCCCACCAACCCACAGUGGACAGGCUCAAGGGCCAAAACUGCCCUGAAGGAUGGAAAUCAAAACAAGGAGCAUUAACAAAACUUAGCGGAGCUUCUGUUAAACCAGUUGUAGCUCCAGUAACUAGUGAUAAUGGAUUCACAGACCCUUUCUUUGGCAUCAAAAUUAUCAAUCCUCUUAUUGGUUCAAGCACUCUUAUGCAAAGAAUGGAAGGCAGGAAGCAAAUCAAAGUAUCACAAAUCAAAACUCACAUGAGAGGUGGAGAUAUCAAAGAUGAUUGGGUCACAAUGGCAGUGGUGAUAUCCAAAAGUGAGCCUAGAACAUCACAAAAGGGUAAAAAAUAUUCCAUCUGGAAGCUGAAUGACUUGAAAGAUUGCACCAAGCAAGUAUCAUUUUUCCUGUUUGGUGAAGUGUUUACUACUCACUGGAAGAUGGCAGUUGGUUCCGUCAUAGGAAUCCUAAACCCAAAUUUCAUGAAAGAAAGCAAUCCGGAAGAGAUAAGUUUUACAGUUGAUCAUCACCAGAAAAUCCUUCAUAUUGGAGGUUCUAAGGAUUUGGGUUGGUGUCGUGCAACUCGUAAAGACGGAAGUAAAUGUACUUCCUUUGUAAAUAAAACGGAAUGUGAAUUUUGCAUCUACCACGUUCAAAAUGAAUUCAAAAAGUCUAGUGCAAAACGAUCGGAAAUCCAAUCACAUUUUUCGGGAACUGGUCUUUCUACAAAGGAUCGACUGAAACAAAAAGUCUUGGGAAAAGAAGAGGUAUUUUAUGGAGGACAAAUAUUUACGGGGAAAGUAGUGGCACCUCCAGCUUCCAAGGCAAAGGAUAACAAAAUAUUGGACAGUCUAAAACUGCAAAGUCAAGCUGCAAGAUUGAAAGAGGAAGAAGAAAAUCUGGCUAGGAAAAAUAUGAAAACUGAAUUUUCCGAACGGUUGUUAAAUCCAACUGCUGGGACCCGAAACUUACUAAAAUGUUUAGAACAGGCAAAGAGCUCGAAAGGAUCUGCACCAAUCUCUUCUCCUACAGCGCAAAUGAAAUCGAUAACAGCCAGAGACUUAAUCCAGCAACAUCAACAGAAACUUCUAGAAAUGAAGGCGAUCCAGACGAAAGCAAGCCAAGCCGCUCUGUCGACUCCCCUGCUUGGUCGAGGACUGGUGCAAAAUCAAAAGGAAAUUGAUCUCUCUGAUGAGGCACGCCUUUCAAAACCUCAUCCGCGAAUGAUGUCGGCCAAAUUAAAAGCGCUGCAACUUGUUAGGCUUAAAGGACAGCUGCAACCAUCCGAUCCUAAUAAUCCCAUUCAGAAACCAACCACGCCAAAAAUGCAGGCCAAAGUAAGAAAGCGCGCUCUUAACACGUCUGAUGAUGAAGAGACGAGGGAAACUGCCGAUGAUGAUCAUGCAGAUCUUCCGAGACCACCAAAAAGAAGUAAAGCCGAGCUAGACGGACUAUUAGAGGCCAAAUCGACGCACGCGAAUUUGAUUGAUGAGUUUGAAGUCCAACAAAGUGAACUCUACUUUAACAAACUGGAAAGAAAGGAGCAAAUGGAGACAAAAAUGCUCGACACUUUUGAAAUUAAAACCACUGCAGUCACUUGUUCAAAAUGCAAUUAUACAGCUUUGUCAGCCUCUGAAUUAUGUCGUCGAGAAGGCCACCCAGUCCGUACAAUCAAAGCGGUAAAGCGAUUUUUCCAAUGUAAGGAUUGUAAACAGAGAACCAUCAGCCUUGAUAGGCUUCCUAAACGUCCCUGCACACACUGUGGUAGCUCGAAUUGGGUCAAGGCAGCAAUGGCUAAGGAACGAAAAGGGCCUACUUUACCUACAGAAGAAUUAUUGAUACGAGGUGAAGAAAGGAAGAAUCUUAAUUGUUGAUUUGCGAAAUGCUGCCGGAACAAAAUUAUCAAUCAUCCACAAUCACAUUUUCAGGAAGUCGAAUCUAAACUGAAAGGCUAUUAGGCUAGUGAUAAUAUUUUUCGUAAUUUUGACAAUCGCGUAACUGUAACAUGCCUUUUUAACAGGUACAAUAAAAUGUUUUAGAAACAAA
Daphnia pulex (common water flea) is the source of this 2530-nucleotide messenger RNA. It is a transcript of the gene Mcm10, whose product is annotated as protein MCM10 homolog. The record is from RefSeq and is a predicted model, not a curated record. The coding region runs from base 109 to 2358 and encodes 749 amino acids. The transcript has 8 exons. Lineage: Eukaryota; Metazoa; Arthropoda; Branchiopoda; Diplostraca; Daphniidae. Gene Ontology annotation, molecular function: DNA replication origin binding; single-stranded DNA binding. Gene Ontology annotation, biological process: DNA replication; DNA replication initiation. Gene Ontology annotation, cellular component: nucleus; replication fork protection complex.